CUCUAUGAGGAGGAAAUGGGAAAUCAUGAGAACACAAGGGAGAAGCUCCGUUUGUCCCAGGAGCAACUCGCCUUGGCCGGGGACAAAAUCCUCUCCCUAGAAAGGAGCUUAAACCUCUAUGGGGAUAAAUACCAGACUUCCCUGAGCAACAUCGAGUUACUGGAGUGCCAAGUGAAGAUGUUGGAGGGGGAGCUCAGCAGGAUCGUCAGUCAGAUACUGAAGCACCUGCAGGAGCAGAAAGACAGCCAGUGCUCGCAUGUGGAGGAGUACCAGAACCUCGUGAAGGAUUUGCGCACGGAGCUAGAAGCUGUGUCGGAACAGAAGAAAAACAUCAUGAAGGACAUGUUGAAGCUGGAGUUGGACCUGCACGGGCUGCGGGAAGAGACAUCUGCCCACGUGGAGAGGAAGGACAAGGAGGUCGGCAUCCUGCAACAGCGACUGCAGGAGCUGCAGGUGCAGUUCACUGAGACCCAGAAGCUCGAUUUGAAGAAAGACAAGCUCCUCCAGGAGAAAGAUGAGAUGCUGCACAAGCUAGAGAAGGACCUGGCGCAGGUUAAGGACUCCCUCGUAAAAAAGGAGUUGGAGUUGGAGAAGCAGCAACGCAUGACAAGUGAACUCGAAAUUGCCAUCCAGGAGAGACAGGAUAAGUGCAAGGCCAAGUAUAGGCACCUGGGAGCUGAGAUCAAGAAGCUGAAGGACUGUCUCAAAGAUGCCAAACAGCAGCACAGGAUGGCUGCUCAGCAAGCAGCCCAAUACAAAGAAGAGGCCAUUCUGGCAAAGGGUAACCUGGAGGAUUGCCAUAGGAAACUGCAAAGCUGCAUUUGCCUGGAGAAGCAGAAGGCAGAGAUCAUCCAGGAGCUCCAGAGAGAACUUCAGAAGCUGCAGAAGGAUUCCCUAAUGGCUGAGGAGGAACUCACACCCAGCAGGAAACGGAUAGAGGAGCUGACAUCAGAAUUAUCUGAGUUCUCGAGAAAACUUGAAAUUUCAGAGAAGGAAAAGAGGCAGCUUCAGAAGACAGUGACUGAGCAAGAUGUAAAACUGAAUGACCUGCUAGAUCGUAUAAAUCACAUUCAACACCAGAACAGGAAGCAAGCCUCCUCCAAAUGCAGUCUAGAAGAACAGCUUCAGGAGGAAACCAGGUUGCUGGAGGAGAAACGGGAGCAGUUGAAAAAGAGUAAAGAGAAGGAGAAGCUACUGGAGCAAGAGCUCGAGAUGUUCCGACAGGAAGAAAAAAAGAAAGAAAAGAUGUCAAAGGAGAGUUUGAGAAAGUUGGAGGAGGAAAAUGAUCAUCUCAAAUCACAGUUAAAGCAAUGUUCUGCACAACUGGAUUCCUCUCUCUGCAAACAAAACAGCACCCAGCAGAUCAACCAGGAGCUGACUCGUAAGAUAACCCUUCAGAAGGAGACCAUGGCGAGUCUGCAGAUAGAGCUGGACAAGGCUGCGGCAAAAGAGAAGCAAUACCUCCAGACCACGGUCAGUAAAGAAGUCUAUGAGGAGGUAUGCCGGAAGUCAGCCUCCUGCCAAGACGACCUAACACAGGCCCUGGAUAAGCUCAGUCAUUCGACCUCAGAGACAAAGAGUCUUCACCGAAGUCUGACACAGGCCCAAGACAGGAAGAUUCAGCUGGAAGAGGAAGUCAUUGCUUACGAGGAGAGGAUGAAAAAGCUGAAUGUGGCGUUCAAAAAACUGCAGGGCCUCCAGCAGGAGAGUGAGCUAGAGGUGCAGACCUUCAACGAAAAGCUGGAGAUCAUGAGCAACGAGGUGCUGCAGUGGCAGAAGCAGCACCAGAGCGACCUCAAGAUGCUGGCCGCAAAAGAGGAGCAGCUCAGGGUGUUCCAGGAGGAAAUGCGUGCCCUGAAAGAGAACCUCCUCGUGGACGAGAGGGAGUCCUGUUGCCUGCACCAGCGGUCUGCGCCCAAAGAUACCUGGAGGCUGCACCGAGAGAAUGAUCAGAUUAUGUCCAACUUGGAGCAAUGGGCAAAAGAGCAGAAGAUCGCCAAUGAGAAACUAAGAAACAAGCUCCAUGAACAGGUCAUAUAUAUCGCCAAGCUGACUGGUGAAAAGGACCACCUCCACAAUGUAAUGGUCCAUCUGCAAAAGGAAAACAAGAAACUAAAGAAUGAAAUAGAGGAGAAGAAGCUGAAAGCUGGGCCCUCAAGCGUAUAUACCAAAGCCCUAUGCCCAAGCAAAACAGACCCCACAUCAAGGGGGAAAGUGUAUGGCACCUUGGGCUGGAGGGGGAUAACCCAAGAUGUGAGCCAAAGAAUGGACAUCACCAAGUCUGUCGGGAUGCCCCACUGCUCAGAAUGCCCUGGUCUCCUCUACAACCUGGGUCCAAGGCUACCUUUUCUGCCACCUGUAGACUCCAUGGUACCCCCAAGGGAAGAAGUCACCUGCACCAGAGCUGCCUGGCCACGAGACUAG
Mesoplodon densirostris (Blainville's beaked whale) is the source of this 2424-nucleotide messenger RNA. It is a transcript of the gene PMFBP1, whose product is annotated as polyamine modulated factor 1 binding protein 1. The coding region runs from base 16 to 2424 and encodes 802 amino acids. Gene Ontology annotation, biological process: spermatogenesis. The record is from RefSeq and is a predicted model, not a curated record. NCBI's taxonomy places the organism in Eukaryota, Metazoa, Chordata, Mammalia, Artiodactyla, Ziphiidae. The transcript has 15 exons.